Molecule: messenger RNA, 3959 nt
Organism: Sesamum indicum (sesame)
Lineage: Eukaryota; Viridiplantae; Streptophyta; Magnoliopsida; Lamiales; Pedaliaceae
Source: RefSeq, a predicted model, not a curated record
UAAUAAGUAAUUAGUGAGGUUGGGGUGAUUGAAUCAAUCUUGAAUGCAAAAAUUGAAUAGAUAGAUUUGAAAAGGUGAUCACGUCUUUGAGGGGUUGUGGGUAAAUGUGUGACUUUGUGAAAGAGAAAUUAAAGACCCCAAAUUAAAAUAAAAAAAAAAAAAAAAAAGGAUUUUCAAGAAAUAAGAGGCAAAGAGUGGAAGAACGUGACAGUCAAAAUUUCCAGAUAGCAGUUAACAACUGACUCUUGGAGUUCUCAUCAUCUUCUUCUGUGAUUUUGUUGAUUGUAUUCAUCAUUCAUCUUUAUCUGGGAUGUAGCUAAAGUUAUGGGGAUAGCCUUCAAAUACAUGAUGUUCAUAUCUUCUUAAUUCUCAGUCCGUUGUUUGCGCUGAUGAUCAGGAGCUGAAUUCUUGAGGAGCUGGUCGUCGUCGAUCGUCUUUGGGGUUUUCAUGGAUAUCUGUAACAGACAAUCUCGUUCUCUUCCCUUCUUUUUCUCCUAAAUUUACGUUUUCUUUAUGUGUUUGUCAUUCUCAUUUAAGGCAACUAAACUAUUUUCAUCUCCUCCUCCUCCAAGUUUCAAGCCUCUGAUCUGGAGAAUCUGAUAUUUCCUCCCGGGUCACUGCUUUUUCCCUUUAGGGUUCUUGUAGCUGAGCUCUUGGGAGUUUUCUUAUUUAGAUCUUUUGCCCAUUUACGUUACCUACCCAUCUCCAGUUUCAGCCGUCACUUUCCUGUCAACAACUCUCCACUGAUUACAAUUUGCCACCUUUUUUAUUUACUUUGUUGUCCAUAUAUAUUCACACACUGAUCAGCUUGGGGGUUUCUUUUGUUCUUCUCAAUGGUGAAUAAUCAAGAAGAAGCUAUGAGAUCAUUACUCUCACUCAAGAAAAAUAAGCAGAAAUCUGAUGUUUUUGGAGAAGACGAGCUGUGGGUUAAGCUGCAAUUUCCCGAAGAAGAAGAAGGUGUGGGUGUUGGGGACCAGAAGAUGGGGUUUGAAAACAAGUAUGAUCAGAUGAAUGAGUACAGCAGUAAUAUGAAAAGGGUUUGUCAUAUUUGUUGCAAAGUCUUUAGCUCAGGUAAAGCUUUAGGAGGUCACAUGAGAAUUCACGUUCUUGGGGGUAAAAGAAAGGAUCUGAUUUUCAAGGAGAAACGCAAAGUUCAUCAGACCAUCAAGUUCAAGAAACAAAGCCCGCGUGAAGAGACUGUGGAAAAAGCGGUUCAUUUUGUGGAAAAGAAGCACCACCAGUACAAGAAGAUGACGACUGGUAACUGUUUUGGUGAUUCGGAUGAUAUGGUCAAGAGCCCGAGUUGUAUAAUCUGUGGUAAGAAUUUUCCGUCCAUGAAGUCAUUGUUCGGGCACAUGAGGUGCCAUCCCGAGAGGGAGUGGAGGGGUAUUCACCCGCCACCUUCAUGGGAGAAAAUCAGCUCUUCUUCUUCUUCUUCUUUGUCGGAUGCCGAGCCACAAAAAUUUUAUGAUCAGAUGGAACUUUCAGCAUCUGGUGGGAAGAAUAGAGCUGUUGAUUUGACAGAGUCCUUGAGGGGAUGGCCGGUGACUGCCAAGCGAGGUCGCAAAGCCAUGGCGGUGGCAGCAUCAUCGUCGGAGUUUUCGUGUUCGGACGACAAUCAGUUUCGGGCUGUUACAUAUCUUAUGAUGCUGGCUAGCGGGCAUUUGCUUGAGAGUGGCGGCGCCAAAAGGCAAACUUCUGCUGAAUCUCAGGCUGCAGAGAGCUUUUGCAAGGCCAAGAUUCUUGAAAUUGAUCAGGUUUCCAAGUCGAAGAAGUUUGGAACUGAUUAUCCUGUCGAGCAGCUUGGGAAAGAGCUGAGGAAUUCCAGCGAGUUUGAAACAGUUGUCAUGGCUGGAAGUGGUCUUGUUCGUGGAGAAUCAGUCAACAAACUGGAGGGUCAGGAAUGGCUUGAUCAAGAGCACGAUCAGGUUGAUUACUUCCCUGAUGAUGAUCAAUUGGACAGCAAGAUUCCAGGACAACUGAAUGACAAAGGUUUUGAGGCUACUUCUAACUUUAAGGUGCCAAUCAAGAACAAGAAGAAAAGGAAGAAGUUAAAGCUAUGUGAAUUAGAAUUGGCAAAAGGUUCUAGUCCAACAUCUCCAUUGCAUCAGAAUCCACCUGAAAAACAUCAGUGUAAGGCUUGCGACAAGGCCUUCCCAACCCACCAAGCAUUGGGUGGCCACAUGUCCAGCCAUUACAAAUUCAACGUGAGCAUUAAGAAUACGAAUGGCACUGCCCAAGUGAAAGAAACCAAAAAACACAUCGCCAUAAAAGGCUUGAGCCGAAACCUGUUUGAGGAAACACAGCAUCAGUGCAAGACUUGUGACAAGAACUUUUCGACAGCUCGUGCUCCAUCGAGCCAAGUCCCGGCCAGUGAAGAUACCCAAAUCUGCCGGAUAAUGCUGGAUAUUGAUCUUAACGAGGCGCCUCCAUCAGAGGGUGAAGCUGGAGUUGGGUCUCAAUUCUCAACUUACACUUGGUAAUUAUGAUGAACAUGCAACUCUGUCCAUAAAUUCAGACUCUUUUCUUUAGUUGGUUCAAGUUUGUAAUUUUCUUGCAGCUCCUAAUUAGGUGGUAAUUAACUAUAGAAUGAUCAAAAGCUAAUAGUUCAGGGCCACUGCAUUUUUGGGUGUGGAUGGUGGUUCAUUAACUUCCCAUCAGUUACGGAGACAGUGAAAUUGGAACCACCUUGGUUCUUUCUUUGUUUUGCUUAAAGUAAGAGACUUGGAAAUCUUGUUUUAUGUGUCUAUUUUCUUCAUGGAGACUAUGAUAGCCCAACAAGCUUUUCUGUGAAGAAACUAGUACAAGAAUGACUGUGUGGAGAAGCUGCUUACUAACAGACAUUGCCGCUUCUCUUCAACUUUACUUUAUUUCGACAUUGGAUGAAUUUAUCUUUUUCCUCUACCCUUUUGCACUCUUCACGAACAAAAUUAUCAUCAUAUCUGAACGGCCGCACAAGCACGUAUAUCUUGCACUACUUUGCUUCAUAGAAUAUUUGGACUGUGAAAAUGACUUGAAGUCAUGCACAUAGUGGAGGUCCAGAAAGGAGAUUGUGAAGAAAUAAAUCCUUCUAUUCUAUUGGCACUUUCACACUGAAAAAUAUACUUGUGAAGAUACACACACUAUAAUAAGUGUUCCUAGGUAUGGAAUUGUGGAAAAUGGAGGAUAUUCCACAAAGAAGAGCGCGUGGGGUAAUUGAACUAGUCCACAGAUCUUCAGUGCCUGAUGCUAUAUAUGGAUAGGCUGCUCUCUUAUGUAUUGCUUAUAAAAAAAUGAAGUGGGAGAAGUUAGCAUUUUCUUAGUGUGUAGCACCUUCUCCACUCCCUUCUUGACUAGUAACAGGUCAAACACACAAAACUCUAUCUCCAUCAACUCCUGGAAUACCGUCAAGUACACAAAAAGUUCACAUCAUGAUGUAUAUACAAGUUUAAGAGGGAAAAAAAAAGGCCAGAAGAAAAAAGCUUUGUUGCAAGUAUCAGCGUCAUAAUCGCAAUAGUUGGUGUCCGUUUCCCCACAUGGGUCCUAUUGUGUCGAAGGGAACUUCGAAUAAUAUAACUUGAUAUAGACACUAUGUAUUUGAAUGUGAACAGAACGUGGAAGUUCAAGAGUAAAGUAUAGCUUUCCUGAUGUGUAAUUGCGAUAUUGGUAAAGUGUAUUAUGUGGUCAUUAGGCAUUGAUGCUGCUUGUGUAUGGAAGGUAGCAGUUAGCAUAGGAGUGGAAAUACAGAUAUCGAAUUUCAAUAGCUGCUAAGUAAAUAUGGAAAACCUCAACUGCAUUCUACGCACAAUCUCGUGAUUGUAUUGUGUGAAAGCAACUGCCUGCCAAUUAUUUUGACUUUUUCGACAGACCCGGAACUGCAAUAUCGGCUCUUUCUCUGAUUCAUACGUAGUUUCCGUAAAUGAUGUCUUGAAAAUUAUGUACUCACAUUUGUGUUCAUGAAUCAUGACACUCUUAUUUCA